Cannabis sativa is the source of this 1179-nucleotide messenger RNA. RefSeq lists its product as uncharacterized. NCBI's taxonomy places the organism in Eukaryota, Viridiplantae, Streptophyta, Magnoliopsida, Rosales, Cannabaceae. The record is from RefSeq and is a predicted model, not a curated record. Gene Ontology annotation, cellular component: nucleus; cytosol. Gene Ontology annotation, biological process: protein folding; chaperone-mediated protein complex assembly. The transcript has 6 exons. The coding region runs from base 223 to 936 and encodes 237 amino acids. Gene Ontology annotation, molecular function: Hsp90 protein binding; protein-folding chaperone binding.
UGAUCCAUAGGUAGUUUGAUAAAGGAAAUGAGCGUCAUAAACUUGUCAGAGAUCACAUUCUACUUCACUCUUCUAGGUUAUCAAAAAAAUCAGGAGAAGAAAAGAAAGUACUAGAACUCUCGAGUACGCCUCUCUUAAAUAUCUCUCUACCCCCACUGCUCUCUCCUCUCUUCUUUUGCUCUCUUUCUAGGGUUUACAGUUUCUUUCCCCUUACCGGAAACUAUGAGUCGUCAUCCUGAAGUGAAGUGGGCCCAGAGAGUAGACAAGGUUUAUAUUACAGUUCUACUUCCUGAUGCAAAAGACGCCAAGGUUGAUCUUGAUCCAGAAGGAGUUUUUACCUUUUCUGCUAGUGCCGCCGGUUCUGGUAACCAAGCUUAUGAACUGAAAUUGGAACUCUUUGAUAAGGUCAAUGUGGAGGAAAGCAAAAUUAAUGUUGGAGUGAGGAGUAUAUUCUGUGUCUUGGAGAAGGCAGAGAAGGCUUGGUGGAAGAAGCUUUUGCGUGGAGAUGGAAAGACACCCCACAAUGUUAAAGUAGAUUGGGAUAAGUGGGUAGAUGAAGAUGAUGAUAGUGGUGCUCCUGCCGGUGACGCAGAUUUAGGGGGAAUGGAUUUCUCGAAUUUUGGCGGCAUGGGCGGUAUGGGUGGCAUGCCCGGCAUGGGCGGUAUGGGCGGCAUGGGGGGCAUGCCUGGCAUGGAAGCACUCGGUGGCAUGGCGGGCUUGGAAGGCCUGGGUGGCAUGGGUGGCAUGGGUGGAAUGGGUGGCAUGGGGGGAAUGGGUGGCAUGGGUGGAAUGGGGAUGCCUGAGGAUUUUGAGGAUAGUGACGACGAAGAGCAAGAAGUGUCAAAGGGAGAUGGGAAAGCGGCAGCAGCUGCAGCUGCUGAUACGACAGAAGUCGGUGCUUCAGAUGAGAAAAAGGAAGCUGCACCCAGCACAUGAGUGUUGUUCCGGUUUAAAACUACUAAUGCGGUCAACCAUGGCUGUGUGGUGAGUGGCGAGAUGAUUUUUUUCGUUUGUAGGGAGGGGUUGGUGUGUGUCUUCUAACUUUUCUUCUGAGGUUGGAUAUUUGCCAUAUUUGCUGGAUCAUUCAUAUGGGAUAUCUGGCAUAGACUUAAAAUAGUGGGGAUGUUGUAUUCUUACCUCUUGGUUUUAUAUUAGUGGAUGCUAUUAUGAUUUUUGUUA